AUGCGUGUCCUGGAAGGCUCAGAGAUCGCUUACGACGACCAAGCGCACCGUUGGAUAGUUCUCGGUUACGUCUACUCCUCAACUGGAGCCCACACUCCCUCCACAGCGUAUGACGAAGAGGACGAGCCCGACACCGUACGCGAACGCAUGCGAGCGUACAUGCAUGCCGAGUAUCUCGCCCGUCCUAAAGACAGCCCCUCCAUCGUAGGCACCUAUUUGAUCGACUGCAAAGCCCUCUACGACCCAUGGCCGGAUCAGCCCAUUCUUUCAAUCCGCACGACUUCGCUGCCUGGAGUUUAUCAGGCCUCGUACAACUUUGGCAGGACCAUGGGACCCAUCAUGCUCAGCACCGACAGGAAGCUUCUGGCCUACUUCACCGGGGAGGAUGGCGAGGAGCACGGGGAGGAGGAUGAAGAAGAGGAUGGUGAGGAGGACCGGGAAGAGGAUGGAGGGGAGGAUGGUGAGGACGACGGGGAUCGCGAGGAAGCCAAGGAGGAGGUUCACGAAGAGUCCGAGGCUGAGCCGCUGGUCUACCACACUGUCAUGCGCUCCUGGUGCGUCAACAGCGGGGACAUGAAUUAUGAACCCGAGCGAGGCACUAUCAGGUUUUCGCCCAACUUCGCCACCUUCGCCGGCAUCUCGGACAUGACGUACGAGGGCGAUGACGUUCCCUACACCGGCCGCAAGAUCUCGAGUAAGCCUGGGCUGCGCUUGCAGUGGGAGGAGUACUGUAGUGCGGCCGCCCGUUGGUGA
Molecule: messenger RNA, 753 nt
Organism: Trichosporon asahii var. asahii CBS 2479
Lineage: Eukaryota; Fungi; Basidiomycota; Tremellomycetes; Trichosporonales; Trichosporonaceae
Product: AT hook motif family protein
Exons: 1
Coding region: 1-753 (250 amino acids)
Source: RefSeq, a predicted model, not a curated record